This is a messenger RNA of Gastrolobium bilobum, 9112 nucleotides long. RefSeq lists its product as uncharacterized. The transcript has 15 exons. Gene Ontology annotation, molecular function: protein binding; ATP binding; helicase activity. The record is from RefSeq and is a predicted model, not a curated record. NCBI's taxonomy places the organism in Eukaryota, Viridiplantae, Streptophyta, Magnoliopsida, Fabales, Fabaceae. The coding region runs from base 27 to 8738 and encodes 2903 amino acids.
AGAUCCUUGGCUAGGAAGGAAACAAGAUGAGUAGGAGUUCAAGCAAGAAGAAGUCCACACAUGGUGACCAUGGCUUCAAUGACAAUAUAUUUUCCUGGUCCCUAGAAGACAUUUUCAAUAAAGAUCUUUACAAGGAGAAGGUGAAACAUAUUGAUCAAUCAUUCAAUUCUGUUGACCAUUAUUUUGGGUCCUUUAAGUACCCGUUGUUGGAAGAAACUCGAGCACAAUUGUGCUCCAGUCUGGAAAUCUUAUCCAGUGCACCUUUUGCAGAAGUAGUUUCUCUUCACGAGGCCAAAUCAUAUAAUAAGAUACUCUAUAAUGUUAGAACUGGCACCUGGAAAAAUAGGUUCUCUGGUCAUGGAAAAGAGCUAUACAAAACAAUGAGUGGAGAUGUUUUUGUUUUGGCGGAUUUUAAACCUGAAACUGUCAAUGAUUUGCAAAGGGAAGGAAGGAUGUGGACUAUUGUAUUGUCAUCUUGGAUUGCAGUGAAGGAUACUGAAGUUAUGUCUUCCUUUAAAGUCGUUGCUUCUAAAAACAUUGACCUUAAUGAAGUAGCGAAAAAAUCUUUGUUUAUUGUAUUUUUGACAAAUUUAACCCCCAACAGAAGAAUAUGGAAUGCUCUGCACAUGUCUGGAAAUUCGAAGUUAAUCCAGAAAAUUUUAUGUGCUGAUGACGUGGUUGAGGAAAGUUGUGAUUACUGCUCUCUGCAGACUUAUGCUCUAAGGGAUGAUAAAACAUGUGAAAGGUUAUCAUCUGAAUUGAAUGAGUCCCAAUAUAAGGCAAUUUGUGCUUGCCUUUCUUCCUUACACUGUAAUCAUAGGUCUACUGUGGAUCUCAUUUGGGGUCCACCUGGAACUGGAAAAACGAAAACUUUGGGUACACUGCUUUUUGCUCUGUUGAAGAUGAACUAUAGGACUCUUGUCUGUGCCCCAACAAAUGUUGCCAUUAAAGAAGUGGCAUCGCGUGUCUUGAGCAUGGUGAGAGAAUCAUUUGAUAGAAAAUUUGAUGCCUUGUCCUGUGCAUUAGGAGAUGUCCUAUUAUUUGGGAAUCAUGAGCGGCUCAAAGUUGGUGCAGACAUUGAAGACAUAUAUUUGGAUUAUCGUGUCGAGCAGCUGACAAGGUGCUUUGCACCACUUACUGGUUGGAGAUGUUGUUUUGGUUCAAUGAUUGAUCUUCUUGAAAAUUGUGUUUCCUAUUAUCAUAUAUACAUUGAAAAUGAGUUGAGAAAGGAGCAAGACAACAUUGAUGAUAAUAAUAUUUCUAAUACAAAAGAUCAUGACCCUUCAGAUUGUAGUGAGAGUAUGUGCAAAUCUUUUCUGGAGUUUCUGAGAGAAAGUUUUCUUUCUAUAGCAUUGCCACUCAGAAACUGUAUUUCUGACAUGUGUACUCAUAUAGCCAGAAGUUACAUUUUGGAACAUAACUUUGAACGUUUGGUCUGCCUUAUUCACUCUCUUGAUUCGUUCAAAGCUUUGUUGUUUCAAAGUAACGUCAUUUGUGAAGUAUUGGAAGAGCUCUUUUCAUCUCCAGAAAAGCAAGAUAGUUCUUUUGAGUCAUUUGGGGGUGGCGAAUACUUAUUGUACAAGAACAGAUCUGAAUGCCUGUCUUCUUUAAGAACCCUUGAAGGUUCACUAGGUGAACUUAACCAGCCAAAAGUUUUGAACCAAGAAUCAAUUAGAGAGUUCUGUUUACAAACAUCCUCAUUAAUAUUUUCCACUGUUUCUAGUUCCUUUAAGCUUCAUUCUGUUGACAGGAAGCCACUAAAUGUUUUAUUGAUUGAUGAAGCUGCACAGUUGAAGGAAUGUGAAUCAAUCAUACCUUUACUACUGCCAGACAUAAACCAUGCCAUUCUUGUUGGAGAUGAAUGCCAGCUACCAGCAAUGGUUGAAAGUAAUGUUUCUUCUGAAGUUGGUUUCGGAAGAAGCUUAUUUGGGAGGCUGAGCUCAUUGGGUCAUCCAAAUCACUUUCUAAAUAUACAGUACAGGAUGCAUCCAGCAAUAAGCUCCUUUCCAAAUUCACAGUUCUAUUUAAACCAAAUUCUAGAUGCUCCAAAUGUUGUGAGAAAGAACUGUAGAAAGCAAUAUCUCCCAGGGCCAAUGUUUGGUCCCUAUUCCUUUAUAAAUGUAGUUGGUGGCCGUGAAGACUUCGAUGAUGCUAGGGGAAGCCGGAAAAAUAUGGUUGAAGUUGCAGUUGUGAAGAGAAUGAUUCGAAAUUGUUUUGAAGCAUGGCGUGUCUCGAAGGAGAACCUCAGUAUAGGUAUAGUGUCUCCAUAUGCUGCCCAAGUGCUUGCGAUUCAGAAUAUGCUUGGACAAAACUAUGAUAGGAAUGAUGGAUUUGAUGUGAAGGUGAAAACAAUUGAUGGUUUCCAGGGUGGAGAGCAGGACAUUAUUAUAUUAUCAACUGUAAGAACUAAUGCUAGUACUUCACUUGAGUUCAUCUCCAGUCACCAGAGGACUAAUGUUGCUCUUACAAGGGCUAGGCACUGUUUGUGGAUUUUGGGAAAUGAAAGGACCCUCACAAAUCAGGAAAAUGUUUGGAAAGCUUUGGUGCUUGAUGCUAGAAAACGUCAAUGUUUCUUUAAUGCAGAUGAAGACAAGGAUCUGGCUAAAAGUAUCUGGAGUGCCAAGAAAGAGCUAGAUCAAUUGGAUGAUUUUCUUAAUGCAGAUAGUGUCCUUUUCAGAAAUUCCAGGUGGAAGGUUCUUUUCAGUGAUAGCUUCCUAAAAUCAUUUAAAAAACUGCGUACAGAGCGGACAAAGAAGUCAGUUGUUAACUUCUUACGCAAACUUGCCAGUGGGUGGAGACCUAAAAAGAGGAUGACUGUGGACUUACUUUGUGGAAAUUCAUCACAAAUAUUGAAGCAAUUCAAAGUUGAAGGUCUUCACAUUGUUUGUUCAAGUGACAUAGUGAAAGAAUCACGGUAUACUCAAGUUUUGAAGAUAUGGGAUGUACUGCCUCUAGAGGAAAUACCUAAACUAGUUAAAUGUCUUGAUGGUAUAUUUGGAAGCUACACCGAUGAUUAUAUAAGUCGCUGUAGUGAGAAAUGUUAUGAGGGGAAAAUUGAGGUCCCAAUAAGUUGGAAAAGGUCAGCAGAGAUCAUCAAAUUUAAGAAUCUUGAUAAUAAUGGAAUUGAAGCCGAAUUAAGUGGUUGUGAUCAAAGAAUUGAGGUUGAGAAUUCAAAGGUUGAUGAAAGUUUGUUAUUGAUGAAAUUCUACUCCUUAUCAUCUGGUGUAAUUAGCCACUUGCUUUCUGAUCGUGAAGGUAAUGAAUUGGAUCUUCCAUUUGAAGUAUCAGAUGAAGAACAUGAAAUAAUUUUGUUUUCUAAAAGUACAUUUUUAUUGGGUCGCUCUGGUACUGGUAAAACUACUGUUUUGACCAUGAAGUUAUGGCAAAAGGAGAAGUUGCACCAUAUGGAUGUUGAAGCCUCAUAUGGUAUUAAGAGUGCUCCAGUUCCGUGUUUGAAUCAUGAAAAAGAGUAUGAAGAGAGUUCUUCUGUGAAUGACCGGCCUGUCUUACGCCAGUUAUUUGUAACAGCGAGUCCCAAACUAUGUCAAGAGGUAAAACAUCGAGUUGUUCGAUUGAAAAGGUCAAUAGGUAAGUCAUCAGAAGUAGAAAAUAUACCAGAUUCUUUUGUUAAUCUUCCAACCAACUCAUAUCCACUUGUAAUAACAUUUCAGAAGUUUAUAAGGAUGCUUGAUGGGACUUUAGGGAAUUCCUUUUUUGAAAGAUUUAGUGACCAAUCUUCUCAUAGUCAGAACCUUGGUGUAAGAUCUGUUGCUUUGGAGACCUUCAUAAGGAACAAGGAAGUGACUUAUGACAGAUUUGAUUCAUUAUAUUGGCCCCAUUUCAAUUCCCAAUAUACUAAGACUCUAGAUUCCUCGAGAGUGUUCGCUGAAAUCAUUUCUCAUAUAAAAGGGGGUAUACCAGCUCUUGAGUCUGGUGAUGGUAACCUAAGCCGCGAGGAUUAUCUUUCCUUAUCUGUAAACCGAGCCUCAAUUUUAGCAAAGCAGAAAAGAGAGAUCAUAUAUGACAUUUAUCAGAGUUAUGAAAAAAUGAAAAUGGAUAAAGGAGAUUUUGAUUUGGCUGAUAUUGUAAUAGACAUUCAUUGUCGACUCAAAAUUGAAAGAUAUGAGGGUGAUGAGAUGCACUUUGUGUAUAUUGAUGAGGUGCAAGAUCUAACCAUGAGUCAAAUUGCUUUAUUUAAAUAUGUGUGCCAAAAUGUUGAAGAAGGUUUUGUUUUUUGCGGUGAUACAGCACAGACCAUUGCAAGGGGAGUUGAUUUUAGGUUCCAAGAUAUAAAAUCUUUAUUUUACAAGAAGUUUGUGCUAGAAUCAAAGAGAAACACACAUAGCCAAGGAAAGGAGAAAGGGGAAAUUUCAGAUAUCUUUUUAUUGAAUCAGAACUUUCGUACUCAUACUGAAGUUCUUAAAUUAUCCCAGAGCAUCAUUGAGCUUCUUUUUCGUUUUUUCCCUCAUUCUAUUGAUCUUUUGAAGCCUGAGACUAGUUUGAUAUAUGGGGAAGGUCCUGUUGUUCUUGAAUGUGGAAAUAGAAAAAAUGCAAUUGCUACUAUUUUUGGCAGUAGUGGAGAUGUGGGUGGGAAAAUUGUUGGCUUCGGAGCCGAGCAAGUAAUUUUGGUACGAGAUGAUUUUGCUCGUAAGGAAAUUUUAGACUACAUAGGGAAACAGGCUCUUGUUUUAACCGUUUCCGAGUGCAAGGGCCUUGAGUUUCAGGAUGUAUUGUUGUACAACUUUUUUGGCUCUUCACCCCUGAAAAAUCGAUGGAGAGUGAUAUACGAGUAUAUGAAGGAACAAGAUAUGCUAGAACCUACAGAACUUAAGUCUUAUCCAAUUUUCAAUUAUUCCAAACACCAUAUUCUGUGCUCUGAGCUUAAGCAGUUAUAUGUGGCUAUAACUCGUACGAGACAGAGAUUGUGGAUUUGUGAGAAUACAGAGGAGUUCUCUAGACCUAUGUUUGACUAUUGGAAAAAGAAGGGUCUUGUACAAUUUAAAGAACUGGAUGAUUCACUUGCUCAGGCAAUGAAGGUUGCAAGUAGUCCAGAAGAAUGGAGGUCACGUGGCAAAAAGAUAUAUUAUCAAAAUAAUUACGAGAUGGCAACAAUGUGUUUUGAAAGAGCAGGUGACUCUUGUUGGGAGAGAAAGUCUAAGGCCGCUGGUCUUAGGGCAGGAGCAAAUCAUUUGCACGAUUUGAAUCCUGAGGAUGCAAAUGCAAUGCUUUGGGAAGCUGCUGAAAUUUUUGAAGGAAUAGGAAUGGCUGAUUCUGCUGCGCAGUGUUUUUCUGAUUUGGGUGAUUAUGAAAGAGCUGGGAAUCUUUAUUUGGAGAAAUGUGAAGAGCCUGAUUUGAAAAGAGCAGGGGAUUGCUUUUAUUUAGCUGGAUGUUAUGAAAUUGCAGCUCAAGUGUAUGCUAGAGGCAGUUUCUUCUCAGAUUGUUUGACUGUUUGUACAAAAGGAGGAUUGUUUGACAAUGGUUUAUCUUACAUUCAUCUCUGGAAACAAAAUGAAAGUGCUGGCCAUACGGCUAGAAGUCAUGAACUAUACACAAUAGAACAGAAGUUUCUGGAAAGUUGUGCUCGUAAUUAUUUUGAUCGUAAAGAUACCAGAUCCAUGAUGGAAUUUGUUAGAGCUUUUCAUUCGAUGGAUUUGAAACGUGAGUUCUUACAACAAUUAAGUUUACUUGAUGAGCUUCUUGUGUUAGAAGAGGAAUCAGGGAACUUUAUGCAGGCAGUAAACAUUACUAGGAUGAUGGGUGGUGUUCCACGUGAGGCUGACCUGCUGGGAAAAGCUGGUAAAUUUGUGGAAGCUUAUGAACUUGUGCUUUUCUAUGUACUUGCACAUUCUCUUUGGUCUGCAGGAAGCAAAGGAUGGCCCUUAAAGCAGUUUUCACAGAAGGUUGAGCUUUUGGGAAAAGCAUUGUCAUUUGCAAAGGAAGAGUCAAACAGUUUUUAUGAGCUUGCUUCUACAGAAACUGAAAUAUUAUCCAAUGAGCAUAGUAACAUUUUUGAGUUACUGAUUCAUUUGAAAUCUUCUCGCAUGUAUGGGAGUGUCGGAGGUGAAAUAUUAUGUUUAUGGAAACUUUUGGAUGCUCAUUUUCAACUGAAAUCCUCCAAGUAUGUCUGGCAAGACGAUAUGUUCAAUGAUUCUGUGGAAGAAAUAAUUUUGAAGAAUCAUCUUUCUGUGGAGACACUGUUUUACUGUUGGACAUGUUGGAAGGAUAACAUCGUUCAUAUAUUGGAAUAUCUUCCAAGUUUAAAAUCCCAUGACAUUCACCAGCACAGCAGUUAUGGGAAGUUUGUAUUGAAUUUUUUGGGUGUUCAAAAGAAAUUUUCUAAUCGAAAUGACAUCUACCUUUUGCUCAUCCCUGAUGCUAACUGGGUGAUACAAUUGGGUGACAGAUCUCUAAAGAAGAAUGGAAGGAUGGUUUCUGUUGAUGUUCAAUCUUUAGUUUCUGCUGCUGAGAGCUAUUGGCGUUCAGAAAUGGUUUCUGUUGGCAUGGAUGUCUUGCGCAACCUCGAUGCACUGUACAAGUUGUCAGUUAAUAAAGUUCUUUCUGAUUUUUGUCAAUUCAGGUCUUUGAUGCUUAUCUAUGAGGUCUCAAAAUUUCUCCUUGAAUCCAAAUGUUUUAGCCACAGCUUUAAUAACUUAAAAACAUUGGAGAAUUAUCGCAGACAACCAAUUCAUCAUUUCUUUCGCUAUGUAGUUCCUCUAGACUGGAAGAAAUCACUGUCAAAAGACAUGUUUUCGCUUAGGUUAACUGAGGAUUGUGAGGAUUUGGGGAAAGAGGUCAUCUAUGAAAACAUUAAACUGAAAGGUAGGCUGACUUAUGGUCAAAUUGGAAGGGUGGCAGUUAUGAUUCUUGGUACAGCUAAUUCGAAAAAUGAACUGUCUGUGGAGAUCAUGAAAAGAUUUGAAGAUAAUCCUCCCUGGAAAGAGUUCAUUCAGAGCUUGCAGUGGAAUUCAGCAACUGAAAUUUCACAAGACAAUGAAGCAGUUAAAGAGGUGCAUCGCAUAUAUAAGUUUUGUGAUGCUUUGCAGUAUACUUACAAUGUGAACUGGACAGAGGAAGUUGACUAUAUAUCUCCAAGUUGUUUUAUGUAUCUCAUUGAACGCCUUCUCCUCUUCACAUCAUGCUGGGAGGGGUUCAUUUUUGCCACAAAGUCAUCUUUUGUUGAAUGGCUCAUUCACCAGGAUGAAAAUUCCCUUCCGAAUUUUAGUUUAUUGGCUGAGGUGCAUCCAGAUGUAAAAGAUGUCCAUAAGUUCAUUGCCUAUGUCCUCCGGGAGUUCCUUUAUAAUCAAAAUGAUACCAAACAUUGGAUUAAAAAAUCAAACCUAAAUGUGAAGUAUUAUUUUCCGUUGUUUGUGCUGAGAUUGGUUGUUUUGAUAUGUUUGCUUCACCUCAGCUCUGGUAAAUAUUUAGAGUUACUUCACGAGUUGUUGGGGAAGAGCCAAGUGACCACUCAACUGCCAUUGGAAUUUUAUAAUGUUCUUCGGAAAGGACGGAGGCGCCUUGGUUUGAAAGUCUUUGCUGAGGCAUUUAAAAUGAUUGACAAUCCCUUGGUAGUUGUCAGGUUAUGGAACAACUCUUCAGAAAUUGUGUGUCCAGAUGCUGUGUUUGUGGAUUUCAAGAUAUGCCAGCAAAGAGAGCUCAUAUUACAAGUAUUGUUUCCUAAUACUGUUGACAAUGUGGGUGGGGAAACUGAAGCAGUUAUAGUAGAAGCUUCUGGCUCAACAUCUAAUGAGUUUCCUUCAAAGUUUCCCAAUACUGUUGACAAUGUGGUUGGAGAAACUGCAGCAGUUAUAGUAGAAGCUGCUGCCUCAACAUCUAAUGAGUUUCCUUCAACGUUUCCUAAUACUGUUGAUAAUGUGGGUGGGGAAACUAAAGCAGUUAUAGUAGAAGCUUCUGGUUCAACAUCUAAUGAGUUUCCUUCAACGUUUCCUAAUACUGUUGACAAUGUGGUUGGGGAAACUGCAGCAGUUAUAGUAGAAGCUUCUGGCUCAACAUCUAAUGAGUUUCCUUCAAUGUUUCCUAAUACUGUUGACAAUGUGGGUGGGGAAACUGAAGCAGUUAUAGUAGAAGCUUCUGGCUCAACAUCUAAGGAGUUUCCUUCAACAAACUGUUCCAGUGUUCCAAAUAACAGUUCCACUCCUGUUUCAGAUCAGACAUCUAAUAGUGGGAUGAAAUAUGAAAUCAACAUGUCUAUGAAUGCUGACUACUUUUGGGAUAUGUUGGAAAAUAUGCAGUUGGCAGUUGAUGAAUCAUGUCUCAAUAUGGUGUCGUGUAAUUCCAUUAUAAUAAGGGAAUUUUUGGAUCCUUGCAUUGAACUUUUGAUUUCUUCAAUAUCUGGAAGCUUGUCAGAGAACCCUGUUAACCUUAAAAACAAAACUGAAUUGGAGGAGGUGGUAAGCUUGCUUGAUGAAAUGAAGCAACUUUCUUCAGCAUUGAGUGUGAAUGAUUCGUUGAUUGAGAAUCGUAUUCCAGUGAUUGGUGAACUCGCUAAGAAAAUUCUUGUAAGACGACCAAAAGUAGCGCACAUUUUGAAUAAGCUGGUUUUGAUAAACAAGAUUACCAAUGUUGAGUAUGAGACGACAUCACAAGCCAGCAUUGAAGCAGGCAAUGAUGACCAAGGGCAAAAUGAUUUGGUGGAAUCAAAAGAUAUCAUGUCCAAGAAUUUCCAAGGUGCUAUCAACUCAGGCCGUGCAAACAUAAUGGAAUGUUGCUGUAUUUGCUGACUUUGGUGGCAGCAGCAAUUUUUGGUUGGAAAUUAGGUGCAAGCAAAAAUUAGGCAGCCUAAUGUUCUUUCUUAGCCACCAUAUCAAGCGAAUUUGCUGGCUGAUUUUUGGAUGAUUUCACACCUUAGUUUUGCAACUACAUAUGAGGUUUCUUGCAUUUGGUUUAAUGUAUCAAACUACAGACCACGGUUUUAUUAGAAACCAUUGAAUUAGUUGAUCAUGGGUGUUAAAUUAGCGUAUUCAUAUGUAGAUGUACUACCUUAUCUUCAAAAUAACUAGUUUUUGAGAUCAAAUCUCGCUGGCGAGAUUGGUUUGUAACCUUUUGUUUCAAGGAUACAAUAACUACUGACUAAUCGCGAACGAUGAAUCUCCAA